Messenger RNA from Impatiens glandulifera, 3353 nucleotides. RefSeq names its product probable ion channel POLLUX. The coding region runs from base 228 to 3083 and encodes 951 amino acids. The record is from RefSeq and is a predicted model, not a curated record. Lineage: Eukaryota; Viridiplantae; Streptophyta; Magnoliopsida; Ericales; Balsaminaceae. Gene Ontology annotation, biological process: monoatomic ion transport. The transcript has 12 exons.
UCAAGACACCCAUAAAGCUCGAUCAGCUCCGAUCGCUGAUGAUGCCAAAAAGACUGACAAUUUAGCUUUUCAACGACCACCCACUUAGUUUUUUACUCUCAGAUCUCUCUUUUUCUUUCUCUCCCAUCUAUGGCUGCUGUUUCUGCUUAUGGGUAGCCUCCAGAUUCUCUCAAGUUGAGCUCUUUUUGCUCCAAACUUACUUCUUUAUCAUGUAAUUUCUCUAUAGAAUGAAUCAUGCUGACGAAGAAUCGAUUUCCAGUUCAAUUGAACUGAACUCGAAUAAAUCUGAUAGGCCUCUCCUCAAGAAAUCAAGGACUAUUGCUACUGAUGAUGAUAAUCGUACAACCCACUUUCCCGGUCCGCUAUUUCCGGCUGUUCGUCGCGUCUCUACUUCGCCGCCGUCUACUGAACUCUCUCUACAUACAUCCUCUAGUUAUGUCCCCGCUGAUCCAGCGCCGGCGCCAGUGGAGACUGGUGGCACCGGAUUCUCGGAUCGUGAUUGGAUGUACCCUUCGUUUCUCGGUGGACCGUACGCUGCUAGGAAACGAGUCACGGUUAGGACUUCCAGGUCUCAGAAUCAUGAAAGUCCUUCUCCCACACCGGUUCGGAGUGAUGUAACGACGACGAGUUAUGAUAGUGGAUGUGAGUUGAAGUCGAAUUCCUUGCAGGGAAUUGUUGGUGAUCAGGAUUUGAUUUCAUCAGAGGUAAAGCCGAAAUCGAAGCAGAAGCUAAAGCAGUCACCUGCCCUAGUUUCUAUUCCAUCCACAGGUUUCUCCUCUCUUACAAUGUCUGCUCCAUCAAAUAGGAACACGGGCGCAAGUUAUACUUCUAGGAUCUCAUACUUGGUCAAGUUUAGUUAUAUUCUACUCUUAGCUUAUGCAAAUUUCCUCCGUAUGGAAGUAGCAAGACUCAAGGAAGAGAAUACGAGCUUACAUGGAUGGUGUAACAAUAACACUGGAGAAUCUGACAACCAUUUGCCUUCCCCUUUUGGUGACUCUCACAGUAGAUCUUUUGCCCUGUAUGCGGUUAUGCUCACUUUAAUAACGCCUUUCAUAUUAUCUGUAUGCCUCAAUUAUGUCCCACGAAUAAAGGACCUACCAAAGAGGGAAACCCACAAAAAUGAGGAGGCUCCCAUGAAGAAGAGAAUUGCUUAUAUACUGGAUGUGUGUUUCUCUAGAUAUCCAUAUGCAAAGCUGCUAGCACUUCUUUCUGCAACCAUAUUUCUAAUAGUGUUUGGUGGUAUGGCAUUGUAUGCUGUAUCCGAUAGUGGCUUUACUGAAGCACUUUGGUUAUCCUGGACUUUUGUUGCGGACUCUGGAAAUCAUGCCGAUACUGUUGGUGUUGGAACAAGGAUUGUCUCCGUGUCUGUAACUGCUGGAGGAAUGCUGAUAUUCGCCACUAUGCUCGGGCUUGUUUCAGAUGCCAUAUCUGAGAAAGUCGAUUCUUUGAGGAAAGGAAAGAGUGAGGUGAUAGAAUGUAAUCACAUUCUAAUUCUUGGAUGGAGUGACAAAUUGGGUUCACUCUUGAAGCAACUUUCUAUAGCAAACAAGAGCAUUGGUGGUGGUGUUGUAGUUGUACUUGCAGAACGAGAUAAAGAAGAAAUGGAGAUUGACAUAGCAAAACUUGAAUUUGACUUCAUGGGGACAUCUGUUAUAUGUAGAAGUGGCAGCCCUCUUAUACUUGCUGACUUGAAGAAGGUUUCCGUUUCAAAGGCUCGUGCUAUCAUUGUAUUGGCAAGUGAUGAAAAUGCAGAUCAGAGUGAUGCACGUGCUUUACGGGUUGUGCUUAGCCUCACGGGGGUAAAAGAGGGAUUGAAGGGUCAUGUUGUUGUAGAAAUGAGUGAUCUCGACAAUGAGCCAUUGGUAAAACUUGUUGGUGGUGAACUAAUUGAAACAGUUGUUGCACAUGAUGUGAUUGGGCGCUUGAUGAUACAGUGUGCUCUCCAGCCUGGCCUUGCACAGAUAUGGGAGGAUAUUUUGGGCUUUGAAAAUGCAGAGUUCUACAUCAAAAGGUGGCCUCAGCUGGAUGGCCUGCAUUUUGAGGAUGUAUUGGUUUCUUUCCCUGAUGCAGUGCCCUGUGGAGUAAAGAUUGCUGAAGAUGGUGGAAAGAUUGUUAUAAAUCCAGAUGACAAAUAUGUCCUAAAGGAAGGUGACGAAGUUCUUGUCAUAGCCGAGGAUGAUGACACAUAUGCACCUGUUCCCUUGCCAGAGGUUCGCAGGAACCCUUUUCCCAGGGUAUCUGAACCUAGAAAGUAUCCAGAAAAGAUUCUUUUCUGUGGUUGGCGACGUGAUAUUGACGAUAUGAUAAUGGUACUGGAGGCAUUGUUGGCUCCUGGCUCGGAGCUUUGGAUGUUUAAUGACGUGCCAGAAGAAGAGCGAGAGAGAAAGUUAACAGAUGGUGGCCUAAAUAUUUUCGAGUUAGUGAACAUUAAGCUUGUUCAUCACAAGGGCAAUGCUGUCAUUAGACGACACUUGGAGAAUCUUCCCCUCGAAUCAUUCGACUCUAUAUUAAUUCUCGCAGAUGAGGCUGUAGAAGACUCGGUUGUGCAUUCUGAUUCACGUUCUUUAGCCACACUUCUACUCAUCCGUGAUAUUCAGUCAAAGCGUCUGCCUUAUAAAGAUACAAACUCGGUCCCUGUGCGACACUGUGGCUUCUCUCAUAGCACGUGGAUUCGAGAAAUGCAGCGUGCUUCAAAUAAAUCAAUAAUUAUAAGCGAAAUACUGGAUUCUAGAACUAGAAACCUGGUUUCAGUUUCCAGAAUUGGUGACUAUGUACUCUCCAAUGAGCUUGUUAGUAUGGCGUUAGCAAUGGUGGCCGAAGACAAACAAAUAAAUCGUGUCCUCGAGGAACUUUUUGCUGAAGAGGGAAAUGAGUUGUGCAUUAAACCAGCAGAAUUCUAUCUAUAUGACCAAGAAGAACUCUGUUUUUAUGAUAUAAUGGUAAGGGGUCGUCAAAGGAAUGAGAUUGUGAUUGGCUAUCGACUUGCAAACACAGAGAAUGCCAUAAUCAAUCCUGAAAACAAAAUAAAUCCAAGAAAAUGGUCACUUGACGAUGUCUUUGUCAUCAUUUCCUCUGAAAAAUGAUGAUAAAGAAGAUCGAAUUGUGUGGAAUCCACAGAUUUAACACCAGGAACCUCUAAAUUGACGGAUAGGAACUAAAUAUGUCAGCUGAUUGUUAGAAGAUGAAUCUUUUGUUGUUGUAUUGACAAGUAGAGUUGGGCAAUAGAAGAAGCACACUUUUAACUUGACCCAGACAGGUAUAUUGUUUCAUUAUUGUUGAACAUGAAUGUAAGAUUAUGAUCCUAUUGAAAUAAUUGCCUUCUUUACAAAUUUCAUCAAUUAAUUGCAGUGUUU